GAUUGCCAUUCAGCGCAGGCGCGAGGUAUCCAUAGUUCCAUAGCAACCACUGAGGAAAACAUGAUAAAAGCAACAACGAUAAAAGAGGCAUUAGCAAAAUGGGAAGAGAAAUCGGGAGAGAAAGUCGGGGAGGCCAAAGCGGUCAAGCUGUAUGGACAGAUCCCACCCAUUGAAAAGAUGGAUGCCUCCCUCUCCUCCCUCGUUAUCUGCGAGAGGUUAUCAUUGUCCACAAACUGCAUUGAAAAAAUCGCCAAUCUGAAUGGCCUCAAAAACCUUAAAAUAUUAUCCUUGGGACGGAACAAUAUUAAGAAUUUGAACGGAUUGGAAGCUGUGGGAGACACACUCGAGGAGCUCUGGAUAUCCUACAACCUCAUAGAGAAGCUGAAGGGAAUCCAUGUGAUGAAAAAGCUGAAAGUCUUGUACAUGUCCAACAAUCUAGUGAAAGAGUGGGGAGAGUUCGUCAAACUGGCAGACCUUCCAGAGCUGGACCUGGUGUUUGUGGGGAAUCCCCUGGAGGAGAAGCACUCGGUGGAGGGGAACUGGAUGGACGAGGCCACCAAGAGGCUUCCCAAGCUCAAGAAGCUGGACGGGAAUCCAGUAAUCAAGCAGGUGGAUGACGAUGAAGAGGGCUAAUGCAGUUCCUCAGAUUUUUCAGUUCCUGUUUACAUUACUUGUUUAUUUAAAUGGGUCCAGCACCAGCACAUUUUUGAUUAAAACAUGCAAUACUGACAAUACAAUCAUUUUUAUACCGUGGAUGUUAGUUACUUGAAGUGCAUAGGCAUUAUUCUAUGUUAUGUCCGGACUCAUUGUCCUUUUUAAUACUGUCUUAAAAAUGUCACUGUAUUUGUACGGUACUUCCUUGGACAACCUGGUACCCUUUUUAAUCGGCAACAGAAAACAGAACCAUUCCAGAACAGAACCAUUCCCAUGUUUUAGUACACGUGAUGAAGUGAGAUUCUGGGAUUUAAAAAAAUAGGGGGUGCACUAGCUGUCGGUGUCGAGUUUGUAGAAUGCAUGACAAUUACCAGGAGAGGCAAGUGCUCUGUCACCCUUUGGUCCUGUCAGAGCAGCCGAUCCAAAUGCUAAGCCCAUCCAUUCCAGGCUGCAGCAGCUCAUUAUUUACACUGUGACACAAUGGUGCCUCAGGCUUACGCACCAUUUGUAGAAACAUGAGCUAUGUAAGCACAUACCCAGGGUGAGAAAUGUUCUCACAGAUGCACAUAAACGGCAUUACAGAAUUUGUUACUCCCCCCCCGUGAUACUGGUAUAGACAAUGGCACAUACUGACUGUUGGACGGGGAAUGCUGAGAGGCAUGACUGCAAAGGGCAACAUGUAUGCUUACGAAUACUAAUUGUUGGUCUGCAUGUGUGCACUACAAUGAUUCGAUUAAUAUCGUAGUUACAGCACAAAACGUAUGAUUACACGUUCUGAAGUACUUUUUCCUAGCAUGAUUAGGAACUGCAGCACACUAAAGGGAAAUUAAAAUACAUUAAGUUUUUGUGUAUUUUGUAUGUUGAAAUACAUGAAUGUUUUGUAAGAUUUUUUUUUUUUUACUUCUGUUUUAAAUUAUUAGGCAUGUUUAUAUAAAUUAAUAUACUGAGAUGUUUUAUAAUACUACUGAAAUUAUAACUUUGUGUUCACUUCAUUAAAGAACACUGAAAUUG
Molecule: messenger RNA, 1665 nt
Organism: Clupea harengus (Atlantic herring)
Lineage: Eukaryota; Metazoa; Chordata; Actinopteri; Clupeiformes; Clupeidae
Gene: dnal1
Product: dynein, axonemal, light chain 1
Biological process (GO): outer dynein arm assembly
Cellular component (GO): cytoplasm
Molecular function (GO): alpha-tubulin binding; dynein heavy chain binding
Source: RefSeq, a predicted model, not a curated record